AUGAGGGUUCUCGUGAAACAAAAUCCGCGGACACUCGCCCUCCAAUCGGAGACCCACACGCUUCUUUUCCGCCAUCUCGCGCGGGACGCGGCGUCGCGGUGUGCGGUGGAAUUUGUCGCCAACGAGGCGUUUGCGAGUCAGAAGUUCCGUUUGCUCCUUGAGGCCCCGGCCCACGGCUUCCUUGGCUUGAUCAACGUCGAAAACGACGUUUUUCUUCUGGUGAUCACCGGGAAGAGCAAUGCCGCGCGCCCGUUGCCACGCGAGACCGUGCACAAGAUCCACGGCGUGGAAUUUGUGAGUGUGAACAACCCCAAAUGGGAUUACGUGGCGUUGGAUGCGACAGGAUACCCUUUAAUUACUCAGCAAGACUACGAAUCGACGGAAUACGCUGAGAGAACGCCGCAUCCGUGCUACGAGUUGCGCAAGUUACUCUGUAAUGGGUCGUUUUUGUACUCCACAGACUUUGAUUUGACGAGCGUUUUGCAGCACCGGGGGGUAGAUGUCGCCCACACCGCGCUGUCCUGGUUUGACGGCUGCCAGACAGAGUUUAUGUGGAACUCGUUCAUGAUGGAGGAUAUGGUGAAGUUUCGCAACGCGAUGGAGCCUGAGCAGCGCCUUGUCUUGGAAGCCAACGGCUUUCUCACCACUGUCAUUAGAGGCUUUGCCGAAACCUUCCAAACGUACCUCAAGGAGUUGCGCUGCUCCGUGACGAUGAUCUCAAAGCAGUCGUGGAAACGCGCGGGGACGCGGUUCAACGCGCGCGGUAUCGACGACGAAGGAUAUGUGGCCAACUUUGUGGAGACAGAGUUUAUUCUCUACACGGACAAGGUUCUCUACGCAUUCACUGAGAUCCGCGGAAGUGUGCCCAUCUUCUGGGAGCAAGACACCACGCUCAUCACGCCAAAGGUGACCAUCACCCGGUCGGUGGAGGCCACCCAACCGGUUUUUGACCGCCACUUUGCGCGUUUGACGGAAAAGUACGGCCCGGUGCACAUCAUCAACCUCCUCUCGACCAGACUGUCGGAGAUCGGCUUGACUAAACGCUACGCCGAACAUUUAAAGGCCCAUAAAGGCUCCGACCUUGCCCUCUGUGAGUUUGACUUCCACCAAGAAACAGCCAAAAACGGCUACAGUCAAGCGUCGCGUAUCCUUCCGUUGGUACAGAACAGCCUUUUCGAGAACGGCUACUUUUCGUACGACUUCAACAGCGGGCGUGUGGCGUCGCAACAGGCGGGGAUCUUCCGCACAAACUGUCUCGACUGUCUUGACCGCACGAACUUGAUCCAGCAGGUGCUCUCCACCGCCUGUCUCAACAUGUUUUUACAAGACCAUCGCAUCAAGAACACGGAUGCAGACUUAUUUACAAAGCACGGCACGCUCUGGGCCGACCACGGCGACCAGAUCUCGCAGAUCUAUACGGGAACCAAUGCAUUAAAGUCGAGCUUCACCCGCAACGGUAAAAUGUCGUUUGCCGGGGCUUUGAGUGACAUGACCAAGUCGGUUUCUAGAAUGUACAUCAACAACUUUGUUGACAAGGGCACUCAGGUGACGAUCGACACGUUGCUUGGAAGAAACGCGGAUCAGAUGCCAGUUCAGAUCUACGACCCAACGGCGGACUUUGUGGCGAGCAAGCUUGUCCAGGAGGAAGGAAAGUUCACCACCUAUGACAAGGCCACAGUCUUUACCGGGACCUAUAAUGUGAACGGGUUGGCCACCGCGGAUGACUUGACCGAAUGGCUCUUUCCCGACGAAAACGCCGGCCUUUUGCCAGAUAUGUACGUGCUAGGGUUGCAAGAAAUCAUUCCGCUCACGGCUGGGAACUUCAUUUCCGGGACCCCCAGCGCGUCCAAUGCGAGCUACUGGGAGGCGCUUGUAGGGGAAACGCUUAACAACCAGGGAAAAUACACGCUUUUGCGGACGGAAACGAUGGUGUCCAUGUCGAUUCUCCUCUACGUGCAGGCAAACAAGCUCGCACACGUGACGCAGGUCGAGGGGGCGUCCAAAAAGACGGGGCUUGGGGGCAUGGGCGGCAACAAAGGAGGCUGCGCGAUCCGCUUCACCUAUGGCGAGACCACCUUCUGCUUCGUGAACUGUCAUUUGGCAGCGGGUGUCACGGCUGUUGAUGAGCGCUCCAACGACUAUAGCAACAUCUGGCUGGGCUUGCGCUUCAACCGCAACCGUCAGAUUGCGGACCACGACGCGGUGGUCUGGUUGGGAGACUUGAACUACCGGAUUGGGUUGGAAAACAGCGAGGUGCGCCAACGCGUGGCUCAGGCCGACUGGUCUGCGUUGAUAAGCCACGACCAGUUGAAGCGCGACAUGAACGCGCGCGGCGGCGCCUUCAAGGGCUUCCUGGAGCGUCAGAUCAGCUUUCCCCCUACCUACAAGUAUGAUAGGGGCACCUCUGUGUACGACACUUCUGAGAAGCAGCGGGUACCGUCGUGGACUGAUCGAAUCUUGUCGAGAGGCAAGGUCUUGCAUCAGAUGAACUACAACUGUGUAAUGGAGGUGAAGUUCAGCGACCACAAGCCGGUGUACGGGACGUUCGGCUGCCAGGUGCGCUUCGUGGACCACUCGGUCAGGCAGGCGAUGAUGCAGCAAUUGUAUACGCAAUUCAAGCUGACUGAAAGUAGCAGCCUUUCG
Molecule: messenger RNA, 2643 nt
Organism: Babjeviella inositovora NRRL Y-12698
Lineage: Eukaryota; Fungi; Ascomycota; Pichiomycetes; Serinales
Product: phosphatidylinositol-3-/phosphoinositide 5-phosphatase
Exons: 1
Biological process (GO): phosphatidylinositol dephosphorylation
Cellular component (GO): membrane; cytoplasm
Molecular function (GO): phosphatidylinositol-3,5-bisphosphate 5-phosphatase activity; phosphatidylinositol-4,5-bisphosphate 5-phosphatase activity
Source: RefSeq, a predicted model, not a curated record